Molecule: messenger RNA, 1851 nt
Organism: Panicum hallii
Lineage: Eukaryota; Viridiplantae; Streptophyta; Magnoliopsida; Poales; Poaceae
Product: PI-PLC X domain-containing protein At5g67130
Exons: 8
Coding region: 460-1560 (366 amino acids)
Biological process (GO): lipid metabolic process
Molecular function (GO): phosphoric diester hydrolase activity
Source: RefSeq, a predicted model, not a curated record
UGUUUUCCCAAAGCUCCAGCGAUUCAACACUCACUCUCCUCCAUUCACAUGAAAAAUCAAAAAUCGGCAGGUGCCCCCAGACGCACGCUGAGAUCGGAACACGUUUCUUUCCAAUUCAUCCAGUCCCCCUCCGCCAUUCAUUGCCUGCGCAGACUCUCGCGUGGAAGUCUAGCAGCAGCGCGGACGUUACCACCCGCCAGCGCGUAGAAAUCCAGCAGUGCAGUUGCCAAGUCUGCACGGCUGUUCUUGCUCUGAAUCGGUCUGUUCCUUCUGCAAUCAGAGCUGCAAUCUGUACUCGAUCUACUGCUAGUCCUAUAAUAUAAAUCGCGUGACGGAGCUAACCCACCUUCCCCCAACAAUCUCUCUCCGAGGAAGGAAUCCGGCACGGCAUUAUCCUUUUUGGUUGCUGUUCUUCUCUCCAUCUUUCAGGUGGAGCGGACCAGCAAGCCGGUCACCCACAUGGGCCGCGCCUUUACAGCGGCGCCGCUCCUCCUCUUGCUCGGCCUCCUGGCCCUGGGACUGGGAGCGGCAACUGCCAAUGUGGGCGACUCCUGCUCGACGGGCGCGGACUGCGGCGCCGGGCAGUGGUGCUUCGACUGCGAGCCCAAGCUCUCCGGCUCCCACUGCGUCCGCUCCGCCGCCACCAACCCCUUCCAGCUCAUCAACAACUCAUUGCCAUUCAACAAGUAUGCCUACCUCACGACGCACAAUUCAUUUGCAAUCGUUGGUGAGCCUUCGCACACUGGAAUUCCACGCAUCACCUUCGACAACCAGGAGGAUACUGUCACUGACCAGCUAAAUAAUGGUGUCCGGGCGCUGAUGCUUGACACAUAUGACUUCAAAGGAGAUGUAUGGCUGUGCCAUUCAAAUGGAGGGAAAUGCAAUGAUUUCACUGCAUUUGAACCAGCACUGGACACCUUUCAGGAAAUUGAGGCGUUUCUUUCAGCCAAUCCGUCUGAAAUCGUCACAAUAAUCCUGGAAGACUAUGUUCAUGCGCCGAAUGGACUGACAAACGUGUUCAACGCCUCCGGCCUGCUGAAGUACUGGUUCCCAGUGUCGAAAAUGCCCCAGAACGGUCAGGACUGGCCUCUUGUCAGUGACAUGGUUGCAAGCAACCAGCGCCUCGUGGUGUUCACCUCCAUCAGCUCAAAGCAGAGUAGUGAAGGAAUUGCUUACCAGUGGAAUUUCAUGGUUGAGAACAAUUUUCACUUGAUCUCAGAUGGUGAUGAUGGUAUGGAUGCUGGGAAAUGCUCCAACCGUGCUGAAUCUGCCCCUCUCAACGACAAGACUAAAUCGCUGGUCCUCAUGAACUACUUCCCAUCGGUACCUGUGAAGUUUACAGCGUGUCUGCAGCAUUCCCAGAGUCUUGUUGACAUGGUGAAUACAUGCUAUGGUGCAGCAGGGAAUCGAUGGGCUAAUUUUAUCGCAGUCGAUUACUACAAGAGAAGCGAUGGAGGGGGUGCGUUCCAGGCAACAGACUUGCUCAAUGGUAAACUGUUGUGCGGGUGCCAGGAUGUCAGGGCAUGCUUGCAAGGUUCUGGCGUUGUAUGCUCUGCAUGAAUCCAUAAGGAAUAGACAAUUUUAUUGGAUUGGUACAUUCAUAUAGGAUAACAGAUAUGCAACAGUUACUUGGCAUGGUGAUGACAAGGCUUCUUCUGCAUGAUCUUGCUGUUGUACAUCCUCAUUGUGUGGUUGAAUGCACGGGAAUGUGAUGAUUGUAGUCUCAAGGGGGGACAUUGAUAGAAAGUAGAUUACCUUAGAGUGAUGCAACGAUACACCAGUGUAAACGAUAGAAAUCUGGAAGAAACAACACCAAUUUCAUGUUUGUAAAUGGAAAUUUUCUUUUCAAAA